Molecule: messenger RNA, 1658 nt
Organism: Wasmannia auropunctata (little fire ant)
Lineage: Eukaryota; Metazoa; Arthropoda; Insecta; Hymenoptera; Formicidae
Gene: shf
Product: protein shifted
Exons: 6
Coding region: 1-1077 (358 amino acids)
Biological process (GO): anatomical structure development
Cellular component (GO): extracellular region; cell surface
Molecular function (GO): signaling receptor binding
Source: RefSeq, a predicted model, not a curated record
AUGCGAUCGGCUGCGGCCGCCCUGGCCGCGGCGGCGGCGCUGGCCCUUCUCCUGGACGCGGCACUCGCCCGGCACCAGCACCGCUCCGGGAACCCCGGCCACUCCGGGAAGCCGUCCGGUGACAUCUCCCUCUGGAUUAACCAGCAACAAAUCAAGAUGUUUAGCGGGCUGGCAAUGGAAAUAUACGCGAUUGCGGAAGGCCGAGUGCUCGCUUAUAUUUUGGAUCCGGAUUUUGAGAGUAAACUGCCGAUGAUUCCGAGCGAGGUGUCGCACGUGAACUUUACGUGGAAGUCAGGAGUAAAAAAGUACUAUUACAACUUUUUUCGUUUAAAGUCGUUCGACGAGAGCAUCUUGAAAACUCCAUCCAUCACGAUUAAAAAGCAAGGACGGGUGCCUAAGAGACCGAAAGAGUUCAGCAUUCUUCUACCUUGCGCCGGCACUUCGGGCGUAGCGCAAUUCGGGAUCGGUCUGAUGAUCGAGACCCUCAAGGGGAAACCUCUAAACGGGACGCCCCUCCGUCUCAGUUUGAGAAAAGAAUGCACCGUGCGCGGUGAGUGCGUCAGUCGCGGCCACGAUCACCACCUCUUCACUCGCACAUACAAGCCUAAUCCUGGCCCAUGCCCAGAUGGUUAUUUAGGGCCUCAUUGUAAAAAAGCGCUUUGUUAUCCGAAUUGUAUGAAUGGCGGUAACUGCACGGCGCCAGGCGUGUGCUCGUGCCCGCCGGGAUAUCAAGGCCCUUACUGCGAAGGAGGUAUCUGCGCGGAUAAAUGUUUGAACGGAGGGAAAUGUGUUCAGAAGGAUGUAUGCGAGUGUCCAAAGGGCUACUUUGGCUUGCGCUGCGAAUUCUCCAAAUGCGUUAUUCCUUGUCUCAAUGGAGGCAAAUGCAAGGGCACUAACAUCUGCAGAUGUUCGAACGAAUACAAAGGCAAUCACUGCGAAAUCGCAAUCGCACGCACGUCGCAACGUUCAGCAUGUAACAAGCCGUGUAAACAUGGAACCUGUCAACCGGGCGACAAGUGCCAAUGCGAUAUUGGCUGGCACGGAAAGUAUUGCAGCAAAAACAAGCCGUGGGCUUAGAGGCUAAUAAAGUAUCUUCAAUUAUUAUUCGUCACCAACUGAAUUCCUUAGAAAAAUGAUAUCGUUCUAAAAUCACCAAGCGGAAUUGCGACAGAUUGUGUUUCGUAAUAUAUGUAUUCCGAAAUUGUAACGGAGGAACGAAGAUCUAUGCGUUCGUAGAGAAAGAAUCUCGCGGUAUUAAAAUGGUUCAAAGAAUUUCUUGGUUUUUAUCUGGCGCGGCUUUCACAAGGAUUUACAAGAUCCAAAUCUCGAUUGAUAAUCAGUGUGAUGUAAAAUCCGUAGUUUCUUAAUUUACUCUGUCCCAGAUGUGAUAUGUAAAGAGCUGCUUUAUGCCAUUUUACAACAUUUAUUAUAUUUAGUUAAUGAUACUUUUGUACUGUGUAGAUGUAACAAUUGUAAAAAACAAAAUAGGAACAAAAUAUGUACUUCCUGUAAUGGUUUUAGAAAGCAUGACUAUGAAAUAAUUCAGCAUUGUAGUAGUGUGCCUGUGAUGUACUUCUCUCCCACUAUGCUAACUUUUUCUGUGUACAUCUUAGUAUAUAGAUAAAUAAAUGUGGUUUUAUUACAAAUUGUGAAAAGAG